GCCUAUCAAUCCUCACCUUAGGAAAUACAUUAACUUCUGGACAUGAUUGAGGCUUCCGAGCGUCAUGAGGAGCACAGGAAGCGGCCUGCCUCGAAGAAAAGCUCCAAGUUAUUAACUAAAAAAGUUUUCAGUAGAAACAAUUUAAUGACAGUUGUCUUUGAGCCCUUAGGGUCAUCGUUGCCUUCUGGUUCUACGAAGGGCAAAAAUUGUUUAUUUUUUCAACCACAUGAUGUUGUAGAAAGGCGGCAUAUUUAUCUUGCCCUGGAGGAGGCGCUGGGGGAAUCGGAUCAACCACCCCAGCCUGUGUUUUCGAUGAAGGUACCGGAAGGGCUGCAUAAACAACUCUUCCGUGUGGGGACCAAUCCCAAUGAAGAAAACCCCACACCCGCACGCGCGAUUUCCCCAUCUUCUGGCCCACUUAGUGCUGACAAUGCGGCCCUUUUGCAUUCGACGGGGUUGGUGAAUGGGGUGGAAUCUCGCGGCCUUCACGCGGCCUCGCAAAGCUGCCUGACGCGUUUCUACACGCAAAAUGGGGUUUUUAACGAUUCGGAAACCGUUUUGGUGCCUUUGACGUACGCUAAAGGGUUGAAGGAUGACGAAUCGAUGGAGGACGAGGAUCCGGUUAAAACAACACCCAUGGGAAAGAAAGCCCGGGAUUUUUGUGGGCGAUGCCCCGGUGGGGUCAGUUGGAUUCGCCUGAAAAAAGAUCUCCAUUCUGUCUUUAGAGAUGCCUACUCUUGGUCAACGCCUUCGGCCGUAGUAGGGAUCAAUUUUUUACCAUUACAAUGGGAGAAAGACCAACUGUGUAAUAUUGAAAUAACUCCCGUAUCCCACACUGGGUUUAAGUUCUUGGAUAUGUGAUGCCAAGCUUGAUAGUCGCUCUGCGAGCGCUAUCCUUAA
Messenger RNA from Phytomonas sp. Hart1, 900 nucleotides. NCBI's taxonomy places the organism in Eukaryota, Euglenozoa, Kinetoplastea, Trypanosomatida, Trypanosomatidae. The record is from the annotation of a GenBank genome assembly.